This is a messenger RNA of Penicillium alfredii, 324 nucleotides long. RefSeq lists its product as uncharacterized. Bases 1 to 324 code for a protein of 107 amino acids. The record is from RefSeq and is a predicted model, not a curated record. The transcript has 2 exons. Gene Ontology annotation, molecular function: catalytic activity. Lineage: Eukaryota; Fungi; Ascomycota; Eurotiomycetes; Eurotiales; Aspergillaceae. Gene Ontology annotation, biological process: nucleoside metabolic process.
AUGGCAUUCAGCACACCUCUUGAUGAAUGUUCGAUUGUCUGGCUCCGCCCACUGGAGAACGUCGUUUAUACAAUUGGCGAUAUCGGCCCUCACAAGGUCGCUGUGGUCGGCUAUUAUCAGGAACAAGGCCUCGCCGUCUCGGGGAGCAUGGCUGCCGAAGUUUUGAGGGAUCUACGGAAUCUACAACUAGGUCUCCUAGUCGGUAUUGCCGGUGGGAUGCCAUCAUCGACCCACGACAUGCAACUCGGGGAUGUUGCGGUUGCAGUUCCUGAAGGCGACCGUCCUAGAGUGGUGGGGUAUGAUCUCGUCAAGGCGGGGAGAUGA